Messenger RNA from Vicia villosa (hairy vetch), 1365 nucleotides. RefSeq lists its product as uncharacterized. Bases 1 to 1365 code for a protein of 454 amino acids. The transcript has a single exon. Lineage: Eukaryota; Viridiplantae; Streptophyta; Magnoliopsida; Fabales; Fabaceae. The record is from RefSeq and is a predicted model, not a curated record.
AUGGCAUGGAACUGGGAUGUAGACUACCUCUCUUAUAUGUCAUUGGAAAAACUAAUUUUGAAUGAGGGAUAUGCUAGCAUUAAAUGUCUUCAUUACUGGCACCCCAAGUAUAGUUUUUCUAGGUGUUUAAGACCCCUUAAUUGUGAUGCUGAUGUAGUUAAGUUUGUUGAGGAUGUUAAGGGUUUUGAUUUGGUUGAUGUAUAUGUAGAGCAUUCAGUUGAGGAACCUGAAUUGGUUGAUGAAGCUGAACUUGGACAAGAUUUUCAUGGGGAAGAUGAUGAUGUUGUUAGUGUAGAUUUUGUGAAUGCUGAAGAAGUACAACAAUCAAAUGUUGGGAAUGAUGAAGAGGUACAACAAGGAAAUGAUGUUGAUGCUGAAGAGAUGCAACAAGGAAAUGAUGUUGAUGCUGAAGAGAUGCAUCAAGGAAAUGAUGCUGAUAAUGAAUAUGAAGAUCCUGACUUUGUAGGGGCUGAAAGUGAUAAUGAAAGUAGUGAGUAUGAAUGUGAUGAAGAGUCCAUUGACUUGGAUUUGACCAUAAUAUGCCAAACUCCUAACAAGCCAUGUGCUCAAGAAGAAGUCUGUGAUUCUGAUCAACUACACACACCUCCAGAAAGGGGAGAUGAUGUUGAACAUGAGAAAUAUCCAACUUAUAGAAGUGGUGAGGGAGUCAACUUUCAAUUAGGAAUGGUUUUUAACAUCAAAAGUAUAGUAGGGGAAGCAGUUAGGGAGUAUGGAAUGGAGAAGAAUAAGAAUAUAUUCAUAAAAAAGAAUGAUGCAAAAAGAAUGGUAAUUCUUUGCAUGGAAAGGUGUAAGUUUUACAUGAGGAUUAACAAGAGGGUUGGGAACCAAUUUUGGCAAGUUGCGAGCCUAAUUGAUGAACAUACAUGCUACAGGACUCCAAACAAUUGGCAGGCAAAAACAGAAUGGUUGGCCAAAAAAUUUACACAGAUUCUUAGGCAUAACCCUGACAUGAAACCUGCUGGGUUGAUUGCUGAAAGUGUUGAGAGAUGGGGUGUGAAGUUGUCCCAUGAUCAGGCAUAUAGAGCCAAAAUAAGGGCAAUUGAUUUAAUCCAAGGAGCUGGUAUGGAUCAGUUUUCCCACUUAAGGAGUUAUGCACAAGAUUUGCUAAAAUCAAACCCUGGUAGCAAUGUUGUGUUGCAGUGUUCUGACUCUUCUGAAGGUACUGUAUUUGAGAGAAUUUAUGUUUGCUUAGAGGCCUGCAUCUAUGGUUUUGGAAAGUUUUGUAGACCAUUCAUAGGAUUGGAUGCUUGUUUCUUGAAAGGGGACUUUGGAGGGCAAUUGGUAGCAGCUGUUGGGAGGGAUGGGAAUAACCAAAUAUUUCUUAUUGCAUAUGUUGUUGUUUAA